GCUCCCGUGACGUCGGCGGCGCCGAGCGCAGGCGGCGGCCGCGCUGGGGGAAGCUGUGGGCGCGGGACCCGCUGCCGCCGGGCCCGGGGGAGCCGCCGCAGGUCUCCACAUGAAACCAGAGACCCAGGCUGUAACUGCUGUAGCCCGACAGUUUGGUUUGAGAUGGAGAGCAUUACACAGUUGUUCAAUGAUCUGUGCGAGGCACACUUGACAGGUUUGCCAUGGAAGGUCCACCUGGGCAGGCGGAAGAUCAGCAAGAGAAGGGCUAAGCAAAGUCUGAAAAGGGUUGCUUAUAAUGCCCUGUUCAUGAACCUUUUUCAAGAUGAGGCUCGCAAGCUGCAAUCAAACGUUUCCAGGCUUCCAGUCAAAAACAAAAUUUUGAUGUUGUCUUUCAACUUGAGAGUUGGUGGCCUAGGUGCACAAGCAGAUAGACUGGAGAAUCUUGUAGAGGAACUGGAAACAGCUGAGUGCUUACCAUUUACUGAAGUUAAUUCUGUCUUGGAUCUCUUAGUCCAGCUUGCUGGAACAGGGCCUCCUCAGCUUGUACCGCAAAAAAAGGACUAUUUUCUGAACAACAAGCAUGUUGGGAGAAACGUAAAAUAUCAGGGUUAUGAUUAUUAUGACGUGAGUGUAUUUGAAGCUGAUAUACAGUCUCUCAUAACAAACGAAGAAUGUCAGUUCAAUGACACCAUUCAAAAGACGCUUCAGAUAAUGGAGGCUGCACCUGGCACUGGACUCCCUGCCAUAGGGCUGUUCUCACAGAACUGCCCUGCUGGUGACAAGUUUGAGAAAGAAACGCGGGUCUCGCUCUUCGGUGCCCUAGUCCAUAGCCGUACGUAUGAUAUGGACAUCAAGUUGGAUUUACCACCUGUGCCUGACAAUGCAGAUUUGUCUGGACUUGCAAUUAAAGUUCCUCAGAGUAUAGACCAGUCAGAAGAUGAGGGAUUCCAGUCAGCAUCCAAUCUGACUCCUGAUUCUCAGUCAGAGCCCAGCAUGACUCCGGACAUAGACCUGUGGGAUGCGGUGCUCACAUACGGACCCAGCAAACGAAGAUGUUGGGAAAGAAUUGGAUACCCACCUGGUAAAAAAGAGGAACCGUACCUUACUGAAGCCGGGAGAGAAGCUUUUGACAAAUUUUACAAACUUCGAGAAGGGGAAUUGCAGCUCUUCAGUAAUACUGUACUUCAGCUUCCACAGCUCGUGCUUAUGAAGGAACCUGAACUGGUUAAGGAUGUCUUGAAUGUCCUCAUUGGAGUGGUGUCCACUACAUUUUCACUCAAUCAGGCUGCUCAGACAUUUGUGAUAAAGGAGGGAGUAUAUGUGUCUGGAACUUCACCAGAGACCAUGAACAACCUGCUCUCCGAAGUUGCAGAGUAUGGAACCUAUUACACACGGCUAAGUCGUUUUUCUCUUCAGCCAGUUUUAGAUUCUUCAUACAGCAAAGGACUUGUGUUUCAGGCAUUCACAAGUGGGCUGAGAAAAUAUCUUCAAUAUUACCGAGCCUGUGUUUUGUCAACACCUCCUACUUUAAGCCUUCUAACAAUCAGCUUUCUCUUCAGAAAAUUAGGUCGUCAGUUGAGGUAUUUAGCUGAACUUUGUGGCAUAGGAACAACAGUGCUGGGGAUCAGUAGUGGAGCUGCUGCUUCAUUUCCUACGGUGAUAAUUAAUUCGAUGUUUUUCUGUUUGGUUUGGGUUACAAUGUUAAUAUUCUUCAAAAUUAGGUCUGAAUACAAGAGGGUUGAUUUUCAAUAUCAUACGAUUUUUUUUAGAUUUAUCUAUGAUUGGGUAUACAGUGGUGUAUUCAGAGACGUUUAUGGAGAAUUUAUGAUCCAGGUGAAUGAGGAUUAUCUUUGCUUCAGAGAUAAACAUUACUGGACUCAUGGCUAUGUUUUGAUUUCAAAAGAAGUAGAAGAUUGUGUCCCUGUGUUUCUUAAACAUAUUGCCAAUGAUGUAUACAUAUGCGGGAAAACCAUAAACUUACUGAAAUUGUGCUGUCCUAGGCAUUAUAUAUGUUGGUCAGACAUACCUGUUCCCCGGAUUUCAGUCAUUUUUUCACUUGAGGAGCUGAAAGAAAUAGAGAGAGAUUGUGCAGUGUACGUAGGUCGAAUGGAGAGAAUUGCCCGGUACAGUUCCAUAAGCAAGGAGGAAAAGGAUCUGCGCAUGGAAAUAGCCAGACAAGAAUUAAUUGCUCAUGCUCGAGAAACUGCUAGCAAAGUGCUGCAAGCCAUUAAUGAUCGACAAAUAUCAGAACGGAUGGCUUUGGAUGCGAAGAAACGGGAACAGUUUCAGAAGCUGAAAGAGCAGUGCAAAGACCAAGAGCGUCGCCUUGCAAUAAAACAAGAGGAGAUUGAUGAUGAUUUCAGCUAUGCCCGAGAGCUCAGAGAGAGAGAAAAAAGACUGAAAGCUUUAGAAGAAGAACUGGAAAAAAAGGCAAGGCAAGAGUUAAUUGACCAUUAUAGCAAACUUUCUGAUGAUGCAGCCCGUAGGGAACAAAGAGCAUUAUGGAAAAUCCAGCGACACAAGUUGGAAACAGCCCGUCUUAAGUUUCUGUUAGAAGACCAAAAACGCAUUGAGGAAAUGCUUGAAAAACUUCCAGAUGGAAACUACAGGAGAAAAUUAGAUAUUAUUCCCUAUAAACAGUGCCAGUUGGCUUUAGAUAAAAACUCUGUUGUGAAAGAUCCACAUUCCCAGGUGUCAUCUGUGAACCCUCUGCAUUCUAAUGAGACAGCUGGCAGAAAAGAAUCUGAGCCUGGACUGGAACAUUCUACUUCUACUGACAAAAUAUUGCCCAUGCCAGAGCUGACAAAUAAUAAUGCUGAUCAGCAUGUUCAGCCUAAAGCAGCAGGAUCUGAAAGCAGUCUCCAAAGUUCAGAGAAAGCAUCCAGUCCGCUAUACAGUGCUGAUUCCUUGCCUGAAUCCACUGUGAAUAUAGAAGAUUUCCUACCAAAGCCACAAGAUGAACAACCUGCUGCCGUUAGCGUACAGGGGUCUUUGCUAGAUGAAGCAUUCCAAAAUAUUAACUCGGAUCUUUCUGAGACUUCUCAUGUAAGUGAAAGUCAGCAUGUCAUGAGUGGAGCACUGGAAGGAGAAGACAAUGCACCAUUGCAUCAGCAAAAUGAGUAUGAUUUUAAUACAAUUCUCAGACCAUCUGCAGCUUUGCAGGGAAAUGUUAGAGUUGGAGAAAAUGUGUUUGAUGUGGAGUACAGAAGGCCUCGGUGGAAUAUUCAUGGACAUGCAUCUGAUGCCAACAUUAGAGUGGGAGAAUAUGUACCUCAUGUGGACACUCACCAGCCACAGGCAAGUCCUUUUGGCCAUUCUUCAGACUCCCAUAUGAACAUCAGCAGCUAUACUUCUGAAGUGGAAUCUAGCCGACCCCGAUGGAAUGUUCACGGGCAUGUUUCUGAAGCUCAUAUUAAAAUUGGGGAAUAUGCUUCAGAGGUAGAGUCCUCAAGGCCUAGGUGGAACAUUCAUGGGCAUGCUUCAGAAGCUAACAUUAAGAUUGGAGAGUAUGUGUCAAACGUAGCUCCUGCGAGGCCUCGGUGGAACAUCCAUGGUCAUGCAUCCGAUGCCAAUAUCAAGGUUGGCGAGAACGUGUCAGAGGUGGUCUCAGCUAGACCUCGUUGGAACAUCCAUGGCCAUGCUUCACAGUCGCACAUCAGGAUUGGAGAACUGGUUUCAGAUACAGAGCCUGUGAAAUCUCGUUGGAGCCCGUUUGGUCAUGCAUCCCAGUCAAGCAUCCAAAUAGGGAACUGGGCCCCAUCUACAGAAGAUGAUCCAAUACCUCAUCGCAAAACCAUUUCAGGUCCUUCAUCUGACUCCACGGUUCAGACACUUCUGUACAGUGAAGAAUUGUCUCCUGCUGAAGGGAGCAAAAAGGAAGCAAAAACAUCACAAGUUAAGAAAAAGACUUUACCACAGUCGCAGUCAUCUGACAGUGUUCCAGUCUCUCCUGAUGCUAACAGUAAAGAUGGCAAAAAAGAAAAUACAAUGGAAGAGAAACAGGAAGUAAUUGCAAAUGUGGUCAACAGGGACCCUUCUCCAGAUUCCUCACAGAGCUUACAGGCAGAACCCAAAAAAGCAAUUCCACAAGAUACUAUGCCUCAAGAAACUUCAUUUUCUGAAGCUGAUGCCCCCAAGACUAAGGAGGAGGAAGAGGGAGAGGAAGAUACAUGGAAGAAAGAACAAGCUUAUUUGAAAGCCUUAUCGGAUCAGUAUUGUAUUGAAAAAUAUCAAGAUAGUUAUGACUUGAUGUCAGAACUCCCAGUUUCUCAUCUCUUGCAUCACGUUAUACCAAGAUCCUACACUUUUCCUGUGGACCCCGUGGUACAGUCAGCAACAGAUGAAACGGCUGUACAGCUGAGCGAGCUCUUAUCCCUGCCAGUGCUGAUGAAACGUUCUAUUACUGCUCCACUGGUAUCUCAUGUUUCUCUUGUGAACAAAGCAAUAGUUGACUACUACUUUGUGGAACUGAAUGUAGAAAAGCAUUUUGAAGCACUGAGACACUUUUUGUUAAUGGAGGAUGGGGAGUUUGCUCAGUCGCUCAGUGACCUGUUGUUUGAGAAGCUUGGAUCAGGACAAACACCCGGUGAACUGCUGAAUCCACUGGUUCUUAACUCUAUCCUAAAUAAAGCAUUACAGUACAGUCUUCAUGGUGACACCCAGCUUGCUUCCAAUCUUUCUUUUGCUCUCAAGUACCUUCCAGAAGUGUUCAAACCUAAUGCACCUGAUGCUCUGAGUUGCUUAGAGCUGAGAUACAAGGUUGACUGGCCUCUGAACAUCGUCAUUACUGAGAGCUGCAUGAAUAAAUACAACAAGAUCUUCUCCUUUUUGCUUCAGCUGAAGCACAUGGUAUGGACUCUCAAGGAUGUUUGGUUUCACUUAAAACGCACUGCUUUAGUGAGUCGUGCUUCAAAUUCUGUUCAGUUUCGACAGCUCCAGCUGUAUAAACACGAAAUGCAGCAUUUUGUGAAAGUUAUUCAAGGUUACAUUGCUAAUCAGAUUCUUCAUGUGACAUGGUGUGAAUUUGGAAACAAGCUGUCUUCUGUAGGCAACCUGGAGGAAAUUCACAGAACACACGCUGAAUACCUCAACAAAGCCAUCUUCAGGGGUCUGUUGACAGAGAAGGCAGCCCCCGUGAUGAACAUUAUCCACAGCAUCUUCAGCCUCAUUCUGAAGUUCCGCAGCCAGCUGAUCUCCCAGUCCUGGAGCUUUGAUGCGGGGAAGCAAAUGGCCGUUCAUCCCAACUUCGCUCUGAUGCAACAGUCGUACAAUACCUUCAAGUAUUACUCCCACUUCUUAUUCAAAGUGGUAACAAAGCUUGUAAAUAGAGGAUACCAACCACAUUUGGAGGACUUUCUACUGCGGAUCAACUUUAAUAAUUACUACAAGGAUAACUGAACUCUGUGGUGUAAGGAUCACUGAUUGCAUGGAAAAACAGAACGAGAUAAACCUAUAUGCUUAUGAAUUAUAGAAGCUUAUGCAAAUGCCAUGCAAGAAGCAUUUUUCUUUGGUGAAAUAACCUGCCAUCUAAUCCCUUGAAGAAUAUAACCACCACAUACAGAUAACGAUGCUGCUUAAAAUCCACCACUCCUACCAGCUUUUUGAUCUACUGAGAGCUUAUGUUGUCAUUAUUGCAAAGAUAGAAAAGCUGAGUGCCUGGGCUGAGUGCAAAACUGUAUAUCCUGUGAAUGUGUAAAUGUUGUAUUUUCAGUGUUGUGAAUUUUCACCAAUGUAAAUACAUGUCCGUGAAAUAAAUUAACAGCUACUUUGUAAAA
Messenger RNA from Columba livia (rock pigeon), 5774 nucleotides. It is a transcript of the gene TUBGCP6, whose product is annotated as tubulin gamma complex component 6. Gene Ontology annotation, molecular function: microtubule minus-end binding; gamma-tubulin binding. Gene Ontology annotation, cellular component: equatorial microtubule organizing center; gamma-tubulin complex; centrosome. The record is from RefSeq and is a predicted model, not a curated record. Lineage: Eukaryota; Metazoa; Chordata; Aves; Columbiformes; Columbidae. Gene Ontology annotation, biological process: cytoplasmic microtubule organization; meiotic cell cycle; mitotic cell cycle.